AGAAGCCAACAGAGCCCAUCUUUAUUCAUUGUGCAUUUAUGACAUUAACAAAAGUUCUUUGUGGUGCCUGCAGAAAAGCCACAAACAUUUUAAUUCCCUAGAGGCAACGAAAUGCAUGAUGGGUGAUAGCAUCCCUCUAGUCAGGCUGGGCCCGACCUCCUUCAUCUGUUGCUAUGGAGAUGCGCUCCCCCUCCCUCCGAGUUGCUUUCCUCACGUGACAAAACACAACCACGUGACACCUGUCCUCGGCUUCCCAACCCUUCACCUAGUUUCAUCCGUCUGUCCAAUCGCGAAGGGCGUCUUAUAUAUUAAGGCCCGCCCCUUGUCAGGAGCACGCCGACCAAUGAGGGGCGAGAUACGAGUUUGCUGUCCAUAGAGGCGGUGUUUCCAAAUACACACGCACACGUAUGAAAGCACCUCAGAAGACGGGACGUUCGGUUGGGCCGACGUGCGGAAGGACCAAUGAGUUCGCGCGACCGCAACGGGGAAGCCCGCCUUCCUCCCUGUCGGGCCAAUCAGCGGGCGGCGUGUUUCCGUCGUUCCGUCUUCUGGUCGCCUCAGCCGUAUUGAAAAUAACAGGGCUUCUUCGCGAAGAAGCGCGGGAGGCCUGGAGUCCUUUCGGAGCUCCCGGAAAAAGCGAGCUGGAGACUUUAAAAGAAGCCCCUGAGGCGGCCGCCGGGACCCUUUGGGGGCCUCGUCGUCACCCUUAACUCUUCCGAAUCCGCCGGCGGCGGCGGCGGCGGCAGCGGUCUCAAUGCGCACGCGCCAAGGCCUCUCCUGCUCCCGAGCCCGCCGGGCCGCCGCCGGGUCGCCGUCAGCAUGAGCCAAGCCGCUGCUGUCCUGCCCCCGCCGGGUUCGACCUCCCGCUCAUUGCAUGUGGAGCUGCCGUCUCAGCAGCGUCGCCUCCGGCAUUUGCGUAACAUCGCAGCCCGGAAUAUUGUCAGUAGGAAUGGUUAUCGCCUCUUGGACACCUAUUUCACUCUUCACUUGUGUGACAACAUAAAUAUAUGUAAAGAAUUUUAUAAGAGUGAGGUCAUCAAGAAUUCACUGAAUCCAACAUGGCGAAGCCUUGACUUUGGUUUAAUGCCUGAUCGCCUUGAUACGUCUGUCUCCUGUUUUGUGGUGAGGAUAUGGGGUGGCAAGAAUGAUACCUAUCAGCUACUGAUUGAGUGGAAGGUCAAUCUAGAUGGACUCAAAUAUUUGGGCCAGCAGAUACAUGCUCGUAGCCCGAAUGAAAUCAUUUUUGGGCUGAAUGAUGGUUAUUAUGGGGCCUUGUACGAACGAAAGGGUGUCUCAGGAAUCCAGAAGAAUCUGCAGGUGGAUCCAAAUUGUGUGCGUAACUCAUAUGAUGUCUUCUCUUUGCUAAGGCUCCACCGGGCGCAAUGUGCAAUUAAGCAGACUCAGGUAACCGUUCAGAAAAUAGGAAGGGAGAUUGAAGAGAAACUGAGGCUUACCUCUACAAGCAACGAGCUGAAAAAAAAGAGUGAGUGUUUACAGCUGAAGAUCCUGGUGCUUCAGAAUGAGCUCGAGAGGCAGAGGAGAGCCCUCGGCCGGGAAGUGGCCUUGUUGCAUAAGGAACACAGCUCGCUGCUUGAAAGAGGAAAAGUAUUUGAAGAGGAACAUUCAAAGCUCCGACUAGAUAAGGAACCCCUGCAAGAAUUAAGGAAGGAAUGCACAGCCAAGAGAGAGCAAGUCUUGAAAACCAACGCUCAGCUGACGAUCCGAUGUAGGCAAUUGCUAUCAGAGCUUUCCUGUAUUUAUCCUAUUGAUACGAACGAUCAAGAGGAUUAUUUUAUUUGCGGAGUGAAGUUGCCCAAUUCUGAAAACUUUCAAGCGAAGGAUGACGGGAGCAUAGCCGUCGCUCUGGGCUACACGGCUCACCUGGUCUCUAUGAUCUCCUACUUCCUGGAAGUACCACUCAGGUAUCCAAUCAUUCACAAGGGCUCCCGCUCGGCAAUCAAAGAUAACAUUAAUGACAAACUGACCGAGAAGGAGAGAGAAUUUCCACUAUAUCUAAAAGGAGGAGAGAAACUACAGUUUGAUUAUGGCGUCUUCCUUCUGAACAAAAAUAUUGCACAGCUUAGAUACCAGCAUGGCCUGGGGACUCCAGAUUUAAGGCAGACACUUCCCAACCUGAAAAACUUCCUGGAGCACGGUCUCAUGGUUAGAUGCGAUCGUCACCACGUUUCCAGCGCCAUCCCCGUUCCAAAGAGACAAGCUUCUGCGUUUGGCGGUUUGGAUGUCGCCUUUUCCGGCAACCACCCGUCUCCGGACAAGGGGCUUCGCAAACGGGCUAACUCGGAGAACGAGAGACUGGCGCACAAGAGCCCUGUCCCGAGUCACAACUCGGCUUCAAGCCCACCCUUCGCCAUCGCCGGAGAGACGGAGAAAAAGGCCGCCUCCUUAUCCUCCUCCUUAGAUACCUCCCUCGACUUCUCGAAAGGAAGCAAAACGGGCGAGGAUUUGCGGCUCGGUGUCAACGGCGAGAACAGGAGCUUGAGCGGCUCCCGGAAUCCACCGCCGCCGGAAGCUUUCCGGGAACCUUCUCAGGCCGUCAACGGCAGCCCGUUCUCCGGCGAGCACCCCGGUGCCGCCGCCCGCGAGCGGCCGAGCAUCUUCUGCGGCGCGCUCAGCACUGACCUCCUGUGUACCGUGGAGCAGGCGGAGGAGAUCAUGGGUCUGGAGGCCAUGGGGUUCGGCUCGGGAGACCAACUCGGGGCCUUUAACUAUAUCCCGGUGGAUCACGCGGUGGCAGUGGAAUGCGACGAUCAAGUCCUGGGGGAAUUUGAGGAGUUUUCCCGGAGGAUCUACGCGCUGAACAAGGACACCCCCACGUUCCGCCGGCCGCGGAAAGGGUCCGACAAGUAGCUCCCGGGCGUCGCGAGGAGGCUGCGCGGGUCACCAAGAGGAAGCGGUGUUUCUGGAGAUAAACCUUGCACUCGUCGUCCUGACCGGUUGCGGUAGGGGGGUCUCCAAACGUGGCAACGUGGAAGACUGGCGGACUACAACUCUCGAGAAUUCCCCAGGCCCGGGAAUUCUGGGAGUUGAAGUCCGCAAGUCGCGGCAGGCUAGGGAAUUCUGGGAGUUGAAGCCCGCCAGGCUUCAAGUUGUCGAGUUUGGAGAGCUUCCCCCCCCCCCAAGUUAUGGGGUAGGAGGGCGGUAGGGAAGACAAUUGUUCUUGCUGCCGUUUUGGGAAGGAAGCGUGUGGGUCAGAAUCUGCUCUCUCCCCCCCCCAAAAAAAAUCAUCACCCCUUUCCUUUCCCCCGAAUUUUUAAUCCUCACAAAUUGCUUUGGCAAUUCAGUCAGGUCUUUUGCGUUACUUUUUUCCCCUCAGAAGUUUUAUUAUUUCCAUCCUUUCAGGAGAAAUUAGGUCAAGCUUUUGCCAGUUUACCAGCAAGGCUCUGCGUGUCUCUCCUUCUUCCCAGCAGCUUUUUGCUUUCAGCCCGGCUUUUCCGCUUUCUGGUUGACAGGCACACACAAUGUUUUGGUUGUUGCUUUUCUUGGGAAGCAGAUGAUUCAACAGUAGGAAAGUCUAUCACUCAAGAAGCCUGGGUAAAAUUCCCAGUCUCGGGUGUCUCUUUCUUUCUUUCUUUCUUUCUUUCUUUCUUUCUUUCUUUCUUUCUUUCUUUCUUUCUUUCUUUCUUUCUUCCCUUCCUUCCUUCCUUCCUCCUCCCCUCCCUCCCUUCCCCUUC
Molecule: messenger RNA, 3692 nt
Organism: Crotalus tigris (Tiger rattlesnake)
Lineage: Eukaryota; Metazoa; Chordata; Lepidosauria; Squamata; Viperidae
Gene: UVRAG
Product: UV radiation resistance associated
Exons: 15
Coding region: 820-2868 (682 amino acids)
Biological process (GO): SNARE complex assembly
Cellular component (GO): endosome; lytic vacuole
Molecular function (GO): SNARE binding
Source: RefSeq, a predicted model, not a curated record